Aspergillus nomiae NRRL 13137 is the source of this 1728-nucleotide messenger RNA. RefSeq names its product MDR family MFS transporter. The coding region runs from base 1 to 1728 and encodes 575 amino acids. Gene Ontology annotation, biological process: transmembrane transport. The transcript has 4 exons. Gene Ontology annotation, molecular function: transmembrane transporter activity. The record is from RefSeq and is a predicted model, not a curated record. NCBI's taxonomy places the organism in Eukaryota, Fungi, Ascomycota, Eurotiomycetes, Eurotiales, Aspergillaceae.
AUGUCUCCGAAUCCUCCCACAGAAAACGAAGGCAUAGUGACCGAUGUCAGUGAGUCGACGAUAUAUGGGGAAGCGCCAGACACGGAUAAUUAUGUCAAGUUCUCAAGUCUGCUCUUGCUGUCAAUCAUACUGUGCUUGGCGACUCUGUGCGUAGCAGUAGACAACACCAUAACUUCGACUGCAGUGCCUCGGAUCACCCAUGACUUCCACAGCAUUGAGGAUGUGGGUUGGUAUGCAGCAAUUUACCCCUUGACCUCCUGCGCAUUCCAACCUUCCUUUGGCAAGAUCUAUACGCUCUUCUCCAACAAACCCGUCUUCCUGGCAGCGUUAUUGAUAUUUGAGAUCGGAAGCACUGUAUGUGCGACUGCACCGAAUUCGAACGUUUUCAUUUUUGGGCGGGCACUAGCAGGUCUAGGGUCUGCUGGGAUACAAGCAGGCACUACGCUCAUCCUCGCUGAGUGUGUGCCGCUACACCGGCGACCGACAUGGAACAGCAUUGUUGGUAGCAUGUUUGCAGUCGGGAGCGUAGCGGGGCCUUUAUUGGGAGGAGCCUUUUCAGAUUCAACUACAUGGCGUUGGUGUUUUUACAUCAAUCUUCCAAUCGGAGGCGUUAUCAUAAUCUUCAUCGCCUUUUUCUAUAGAAGGCGCGGUGGCGCGAGGGUCUUGGAGUCGGCCAGACUUUGCAAUCAGAUCGCGCGCUUCGACUUGGCUGGUACUUUCACCUUUGUAUCAGCAACGAUCUGUCUUCUUCUAGCACUGUCAUGGGGCGGGACGACAUAUGCAUGGGACAACCCCCGUAUCAUAGCCCUGCUCACGGUCGCUGGUGUCGUAUUCUGUUCCUUUGCCUUCAUCGAAUACUGGACACAAGAUCGUGCCAUCGUUCCUUUACGCUUACUACGUAGGCGAAGUAUAAGUGCGGCGAUCUGGUACAGUCUCUGUCUGGGAGGCGUAUUCUUCGUACGUAUGUCCAACCCAGACUUCAUUUCCAUCUGGCUGACCAACAUGCUUCCACCGCCUCAGGUCAAUGUUUUCUACAUACCGCUCUGGUUUCAAAUGGUCGAUGGUGUCUCUGCCGUCAAAUCUGCCAUCCUGUUCAUCCCAUUCAUGCUCAGUGUCGUCGGUGGUUUCAUGAUCUCGGGCUUUGGGACCGCUACGACGGGAUAUUAUACACCUUUCGUCUACGCGGGGUCAAUGUUUAUGUCGAUAGGUACCGGCCUAUUGAUGACGGUUCGGCCUCAUCACACCUCGCGAGCGAAAUGGGUUGGAUAUCAGAUCCUAUGCGGCGCUGGAAUCGGCCUAGGGGAAGAACAAGGGCUAUACAUGGUCCAGACAACCCUUCCUGAAGAUGAUGUGGCAACUGGGGUUGGACUCAUAUUGUUCGCGCAGACCUUUGGUGGAGCCCUCUUUGUGUCAGUUGCACAGGCAGUUUUCCUGCGCAACAUUAGCGAGGCAUUGAAAACAAUGGCCCCGAACCUGGACCCUCAUUCUGUUCUGGACGGCACAUCGAUAAACUCCUCUUAUGCUCAGGCAUCUCCAGAACUACAGGCAGGCUAUGGCAUGGCGAUCAAAGAUGCUCUCCGUGUUGGGCUUGUCCUCGCGACGGUGUCGAGUCUAGGUGCCGUGCUGUACGAUUGGAAAAGUAUGAAGACUAAGCGCGAUGAUGGGAACAAUGAACCAAACAGGGACCGUAGACUGGAACCUACAGAGACCUUCAGAUACUGGAUAUGA